AUGCGCCUCCGCCCGCCCGCAGCCGCCGCCGGCAGCUCCCGGGCGCCGCGGGCAGCGUCCUCCGCCCCCGGAGCGGCGCCCGCGCCCGGGCAGCCUGGACCUUCGCGCCCUGCCCGCGGGGCCUCGCGCGGGGGGCGCCCCGGGACACCCCCUGCGGGCAGGGUGGAGGAGGAAGAGGAGGAGGAGGAGGAGGAAGACGCGGGCCAGGUCCCCUGUCCUGCCCGGAGCACCUGGCUGCGCGGCCGCCGCCGCCACCACUCCGUUCGGGGCAGGAGGAGAGGAGCGCCCCGGAGAGCCAUGGGGGGCUGCGAAGUCCCAGAAUUUCUCCUGCAAUUAGGCUUCUUCUUGCCUCUGCUGACCGUGUGGCCGGGAGACUGCAGUCACGUCUCUAGCAACCAAGUUGUGUUGCUUGAUACAACAACUGUGCUGGGAGAGCUAGGAUGGAAAACAUAUCCAUUAAAUGGGUGGGAUGCCAUUACUGAAAUGGAUGAACAUAACAGGCCCAUUCACACAUACCAGGUAUGCAAUGUAAUGGAACCAAAUCAAAACAAUUGGCUUCGUACAAACUGGAUCUCCCGAGAUGCAGCUCAGAAAAUUUAUGUGGAAAUGAAGUUCACACUGAGGGAUUGUAACAGCAUCCCAUGGGUUGUGGGGACUUGCAAAGAAACAUUUAAUCUGUAUUAUGUGGAAUCAGAUGAGUCCCAUGGAAUUAAAUUCAAGCCAAGCCAGUAUACAAAGAUCGAUACAAUUGCUGCUGAUGAAAGCUUUACCCAGAUGGAUUUGGGUGAUCGCAUCCUCAAGCUCAACACUGAAAUCCGUGAGGUGGGGCCUAUCGAAAGGAAAGGAUUUUAUCUGGCUUUUCAAGACAUUGGGGCCUGCAUUGCCCUGGUAUCAGUCCGUGUGUUCUACAAAAAGUGUCCCUUCACUGUGCGUAACUUGGCCAUGUUUCCUGACACCAUCCCAAGGGUUGACUCUUCCUCUUUGGUGGAAGUAAGGGGUGCUUGUGUGAAGAGUGCAGAAGAGCGAGACACUCCUAAACUAUAUUGUGGAGCUGAUGGAGAUUGGCUGGUUCCUCUUGGAAGGUGCAUCUGCAGUACAGGAUAUGAAGAGAUUGAGGGUUCUUGCCAUGCUUGCAGACCGGGAUUCUAUAAAGCAUUUGCUGGGAACACAAAAUGUUCUAAAUGCCCUCCACACAGCUUAACCUACAUGGAAGCAACUUCUGUCUGUCAGUGUGAAAAGGGUUACUUCCGAGCUGAAAAAGACCCACCUUCAAUGGCAUGUACCAGGCCACCUUCAGCUCCUAGGAAUGUGGUUUUUAACAUCAAUGAAACAGCCCUUAUUUUGGAAUGGAGCCCACCAAGUGACACAGGAGGGAGAAAAGAUCUCACAUACAGUGUAAUCUGUAAGAAAUGUGGCUUAGACACCAGCCAGUGUGAGGACUGUGGUGGAGGACUCCGCUUCAUCCCAAGACAUACUGGCCUGACCAACAGUUCCGUGAUAGUUCUUGACUUUGUUUCUCACGUGAACUAUACCUUUGAAAUAGAAGCCAUGAAUGGAGUUUCUGAGUUGAGUUUUUCUCCCAAGCCCUUCACAGCCAUUACAGUGACCACAGAUCAAGACGCGCCUUCCCUGAUAGGUAUGGUAAGGAAGGACUGGGCAUCCCAAAAUAGCAUUGCCCUGUCGUGGCAAGCACCUGCUUUUCCCAAUGGAGCCAUACUGGACUACGAGAUCAAGUACUAUGAGAAAGAGCAUGAGCAGCUCACCUAUUCCUCCACAAGGUCCAAGGCCCCCAGUGUCAUCAUCACAGGUCUCAAGCCAGCCACCAAGUACAUAUUUCAUAUUCGAGUGAGGACUACCACAGGAUACAGUGGCUACAGUCAGAAGUUUGAAUUUGAAACAGGAGAUGAAACUUCUGACAUGGCGGCGGAGCAGGGGCAGAUUCUGGUGAUAGCCACGGCGGCUGUUGGGGGAUUUACUCUCCUUGUCAUUCUUACUUUGUUCUUCUUAAUCACCGGCAGGUGCCAAUGGUACAUAAAGGCAAAAAUGAAGUCAGAGGAGAAGAGAAGAAACCACUUACAGAAUGGGGACCUACGCUUUCCAGGAAUUAAAACUUACAUAGAUCCAGAUACCUACGAAGACCCAUCCCUAGCAGUCCAUGAAUUUGCAAAGGAGAUUGAUCCCUCAAGAAUUCGCAUUGAGAGAGUCAUUGGGGCAGGAGAAUUUGGAGAAGUCUGUAGUGGGCGUUUGAAGACACCAGGAAAAAGGGAGAUCCCAGUUGCCAUAAAAACUUUGAAAGGUGGCCACAUGGAUCGGCAAAGAAGAGAUUUUCUAAGAGAAGCUAGUAUCAUGGGUCAGUUUGACCAUCCAAAUAUCAUCCGACUAGAAGGUGUUGUCACAAAAAGGUCCUUCCCGGACUUUGGGAUGGAGACGUUUUGCCCCAGCUUCCUGAGGGCCGGGUUUCUGAGCAGCAUCCAGGCUCCCACGCCAGUGGCAGCGGGAGGGUCGCUGCCCCCCAGGCUCCCGGCUGGCCGGCCAGUUAUGAUUGUGGUGGAAUAUAUGGAGAACGGAUCCCUAGACUCCUUUUUGCGGAAGCAUGAUGGCCAUUUCACAGUCAUCCAGUUGGUGGGCAUGCUUCGAGGCAUUGCAUCAGGAAUGAAGUAUCUUUCUGACAUGGGUUAUGUUCAUCGGGACCUAGCCGCUAGGAAUAUAUUGGUCAACAGCAACUUAGUAUGCAAAGUCUCUGAUUUUGGUCUCUCCCGGGUGCUGGAAGAUGAUCCGGAAGCUGCUUAUACAACAACUGGUGGGAAAAUCCCCAUCAGAUGGACAGCCCCAGAAGCUAUCGCCUACAGAAAAUUCUCCUCCGCGAGUGAUGCAUGGAGCUAUGGCAUCGUCAUGUGGGAGGUCAUGUCCUACGGAGAGAGACCGUACUGGGAGAUGUCUAACCAAGAUGUCAUUCUGUCCAUUGAAGAAGGUUACAGACUUCCCGCUCCCAUGGGCUGCCCAGCGUCUCUGCACCAGCUGAUGCUCCAUUGCUGGCAGAAGGAGAGAAAUCACAGACCAAAAUUUACUGACAUUGUCAGCUUCCUUGACAAACUGAUCCGCAAUCCCAGUGCCCUUCACACCCUGGUGGAAGACAUCCUUGUAAUGCCAGAGUCCCCUGGCGAAGUUCCUGAAUAUCCUCUGUUUGUCACAGUGGGUGACUGGCUGGAUUCUAUAAAAAUGGGACAAUAUAAGAAUAACUUCAUGGCUGCAGGGUUUACGACUUUUGACCUGAUUUCAAGAAUGAGCAUUGAUGACAUUAGAAGAAUUGGAGUCAUACUCAUUGGACACCAGAGACGAAUAGUCAGCAGCAUACAGACGUUACGUUUGCACAUGAUGCACAUACAGGAGAAAGGGUUUCACGUGUGA
Messenger RNA from Pipistrellus nathusii (Nathusius's pipistrelle), 3408 nucleotides. The record is from the annotation of a GenBank genome assembly. Lineage: Eukaryota; Metazoa; Chordata; Mammalia; Chiroptera; Vespertilionidae.